GAUGACUGACCACCAACAAUCACAAUCAUCUUCCUUCAUGCCAGGUUGCAUGGUAGAUACCACGAGAUGGCCCCACACAUAGUGCCAAUGGACUAUACGAACGAGCCAGAUGUCAAAAUUCCAAUUCAACUCAUAACAAACAUGCCUGAGCUAAAGGAGAAUCCGUUCAAGGAGCAAAUAGUGAAGACCUUUUCGGAGGAUGGUGCUGGGAAUCUGAGCUUUAAUGACUUUGUGGACAUGUUCUCGGUGCUUAGUGAAAUGGCUCCCAGAGAGCUGAAAGCCAUUUACGCCUUCAAAAUCUAUGAUUUCAACACAGAUAAUUUAAUCUGCAAGUCAGACCUGGAGAAGACUCUCAAUAAGUUGACUCGAGAGGAGCUCGCCCCUGAAGAGGUGACCCUGGUCUGUGAGAAAGUGAUUGAAGAAGCUGAUUUGGAUGGUGAUGGGAAACUUAACUACCCGGAUUUUGAGAAUAUGAUUGGCAGAGCACCCGAUUUCCUCAGCACUUUCCACAUUCGGAUCUGAAGACAGGC
Molecule: messenger RNA, 530 nt
Organism: Hemiscyllium ocellatum (epaulette shark)
Lineage: Eukaryota; Metazoa; Chordata; Chondrichthyes; Orectolobiformes; Hemiscylliidae
Gene: cib2
Product: calcium and integrin binding family member 2
Exons: 5
Coding region: 67-522 (151 amino acids)
Molecular function (GO): calcium ion binding
Source: RefSeq, a predicted model, not a curated record